AAACACUUUAAACUGCAGUACUGAAGAGACUAAGUUUAUCCCUCACAGCCUCAUUGUCAUUCCCAUAACAAAGAUGGCGCUGCAGUGAAUGAUGAGGACUGCUCUCUGCUGGUCAGAUCCGUCUCUGUCAUCUUUACUUUCGUUUUCUCAAUAAUGAAAGGAACGUUUCACUGGCUCGAUCUGCUGUUUUUCACUUGAUCGCACAAGCGUUCCCUUCCCUGAUCAAGAAUGGAGUACAAUUGUGGACUUCCAGUUCCAGCUGCAUCUUCCACCACUCUAGAAAGCAAACCUAAAAAAGUGACUGUACCUCUGUUCUCUCUCGGAGCAGUUACACCCUUGUUGGCAAAGCAGUGGAGAAAUGUAGAGUGGAGUAAAGAAGAGAGGGAGACACUGGUGGAGUCUGUUAGGUCAUUUAAGCCAGCCAGUGAGACGGUCACUGAAGCCAGAGUUCUGCUGAUCGGUCCAGUCGGUGCUGGAAAGUCCAGCUUCAUCAGUUCUGUGCAGUCUGUGUUCUCUGGACGGGUAAUCAACAGGGCCAUGGUGGGCUCGUCCUCCUCUAGCAGUUUCACUAAAAAGCUUCACUCAUUCACCAUCAGAGGAGCCGGAGAGAAGGCUGAUGAGCCCACUUCUUUAGUGUUGUGUGAUGUGAUGGGUGUGGGUGAAGGUGAAACCACUGGACUCACUCUUCAUGACGCUCUAUCUGUCAUUACCGGACACGCCCCAGAGGGACAUCAGUUUAGCCCUGAGCAGCCUGUUGGUUCUGAUACUUUGGGCUAUGUUAAGAAACCAAGCACCAGAGACAAAGUGCACUGUGUAGUAUUUGUAGUUGAUGGCUUGAAAGUCAGCUCCUACAACAAAAGCUUUGGCACAACAUUCCAGCAGUUAAGAGAACACAUCAGCAAAUUAGGUGUACACCAAGUGGCAUUACUGACUCAUGUGGACCAAGUUUGUAGAGCUACAGGAAAUGACAUCACCCAGGUGUACCAGAGCCAAAUCAUUAAGCAGGCGAUGGUGAAGGCCGCAGAUCUGCUGGGAAUGGCCACAUCCUAUAUUGUCCCUGUGAAGAACUAUUGCUCAGAGCUGGACCUGGAUGAAAACACUGAUGUUCUACUGCUCAAAGCCGUUGACCACAUCUUACGAUACGUAAAUCUGUACUUCCAGGACAACAGAGAGUAAAGCAUGGCUGUGGCAUAGAAAUUAAUAUUGCAGUUACAGAAGUGCCCAAUAUGAGUUCAUCUGUUGUACUUCAGGUCAUUUAUAAAUUUAUAAGUUUCAUUACAUUUUAAUUAGUGCUAUCAGACGAUUAAUAUAUUUAAUUGCAAUUAAUCGCAUAAUAUUUCAUAGAAAAUUUCAAUUUUCCUUUCAAAAUGCAUUUAUUUCUUUUGUAGGGAGGAAAACUAGACCAUAUUAACAAUAAUGCUUAAUUAGCAUCUUCCAAACAAAGCCUUCCAAAAAUGCACUAAGAUAGCACCAAUUGAAGUAUUAUUAAACGUUUCCCAAAGUCUAAAUGGGAGGUUGACUAAUUGAAAGAACUAGUCCCCAUAGGUUGCGUGUUCAUCGCAAUGCACAUUGAGUCUCUCUUUAGCUUUCCACUUCGGAAUUGGAAAUGACAUUACAAAUGUGUGGCAGCUUUAGUGGAAUAACACACUGGCUUAGACAUAACACAACAUAGUGGCAUAACAAAUCCAUUGAACCUCUGUUAUUGUUUACUAAAACUGUUACAUGUGUUUUCUGGCUGCUAAUGCAGUUAUUCUAGAACACAAGGACCAAAUUGAAACAUUGAUGCCGAUUAUUGUGAUUUUCUAUUCUAAAAUGUUAGUUUUAAUUAGAAUUUUUAUCAAACAAUAUAGUGUUGAUUAUUUUUUUCUCCAUCCAUGCUGUUUUCAGAGUUAUCUGAGAGUUUGGCUAACAAAGUUUGGUUACAAGGUUAUUUGUUUAGGGUGUUCAUUUUGUCAAGUUUAGAAGGGUUUUUUUUUUUUUUGGCAUUGUUAAAUAUGUCUGAUCAAGUCUUGUUCAUUGAAGGCAUGUCCUUUGUGGACAGAUGUACAUAGUCUACAUGUUUUGCUAAAACGUUGAGAAUCUGAAGAGUGAUUAAAGAAAUAUUCCUAUCAACAGCACAAAAUUUUAUUAAUUUCGACUCGUCCCUCCUUUUCUUUAAACAAAGAUCUGGGUUACAGUGAGGCACUUACAAUGGAAGUGAAUUGGCCGAGUCCAUAAACAUUCAAAUGCUCAAAUUUUGACAGUAUAACCACAAGUCAUAACAAUAUGUGUGAGAAAAUCAUUUACUAACCGCAUCUGUGUAAAGUUAUAGCCAAUUUUACAACUUCAUAGCCAUGGUGAUGUAACACUGUAAACCUUUAAACAACCUAAAAGAAAACUAUUUUAUUGAAGAUAUUUUAACUAUUUCAGCUGCAAAAUGUUGUUUUAAAAUAAAUAAUACAUGAGUUUUAACAGAAUUUAAUGUAAGUGCUUUUAUAAAAUUAUAAGCGUCACAUUUCUGUUUUAACCCUCCAAAAAUGUACCCCAUUCUCUUCCAUUGUGACUCACUUGGAACACAGAUCUUUUAAAUAAAAGGAGUCGAGUCAAAAUAAAUAGUCGAUUGAGCUUAACUUGUAUUGAACCCGGAACAUUUCUUUAAUAUUGAAUAAUUGUGAGACCAUAACAAAUAUUAUUACACAAUUUAUUUUGUUCC
Molecule: messenger RNA, 2692 nt
Organism: Xyrauchen texanus (razorback sucker)
Lineage: Eukaryota; Metazoa; Chordata; Actinopteri; Cypriniformes; Catostomidae
Gene: ifi44g
Product: interferon induced protein 44g
Exons: 8
Coding region: 229-1176 (315 amino acids)
Source: RefSeq, a predicted model, not a curated record